Messenger RNA from Betta splendens (Siamese fighting fish), 3472 nucleotides. RefSeq names its product elongator acetyltransferase complex subunit 3 (gene elp3). The coding region runs from base 167 to 1828 and encodes 553 amino acids. Gene Ontology annotation, molecular function: acyltransferase activity, transferring groups other than amino-acyl groups; iron-sulfur cluster binding. The transcript is spliced from 15 exons. Lineage: Eukaryota; Metazoa; Chordata; Actinopteri; Anabantiformes; Osphronemidae. Gene Ontology annotation, biological process: tRNA wobble base 5-methoxycarbonylmethyl-2-thiouridinylation. Gene Ontology annotation, cellular component: cytoplasm; elongator holoenzyme complex; nucleus. The record is from RefSeq and is a predicted model, not a curated record.
AAGAUAUUUUGCGACACUUUAAUACGCCGCACGGCAGCUGCCGUCUUUGGAUGCAACGUGGAGUUGUUUACUAUUUCUGUCAGCUCUUUGGGUUGAAAGAACAGAUGUAAAUCCUUAAAAUAGCUUUUGCCCGUUUUGUUUUUAGACUGUGUGCCUGACGGAAAUAAUGGGAAAACCAAAGAAAAAGAGCGACCUCAGCAAAGCUGAGCUGAUGAUGAUGACAAUUGCUGAUGUCAUUAAGCAGCUUGUUGAAGCUCACGAACAAGGCAAAGACAUAAAUCUCAACAAAGUGAAGACCAAGACUUCAGCUAAAUAUGGACUUGAAGCACAGCCUCGACUUGUGGACAUCAUCGCUGCUGUUCCCCCUCAAUAUCGUCGUAUUCUGGUGCCCAAACUGAAGGCCAAACCCAUCCGUACUGCCAGCGGGAUCGCAGUGGUGGCUGUGAUGUGCAAGCCACAUCGAUGUCCUCACAUCAGCUUUACAGGAAACAUAUGUGUCUACUGUCCUGGUGGUCCAGACUCAGACUUCGAGUACUCCACACAGUCUUACACUGGCUAUGAGCCUACCUCCAUGAGAGCCAUUCGAGCACGCUAUGACCCCUACCUUCAGACCAGACAUCGAGUGGAGCAGCUAAAGCAGCUGGGUCACAGUGUUGACAAGGUGGAGUUUAUCGUGAUGGGCGGGACCUUUAUGGCUCUGCCUGAGGAGUAUCGGGAUAGUUUCAUUAGGAAUCUGCACGAUGCCCUCUCAGGACACACUUCCAACAAUGUGGCAGAAGCUGUCAGAUACUCCGAGCGCAGUAACACCAAGUGUGUGGGAAUCACCAUCGAGACGCGCCCUGAUUACUGCCUGAAGAGACACCUCAGCGACAUGCUGGGCUACGGCUGCACCAGGCUGGAGAUCGGCGUACAGAGUGUGUAUGAAGACGUGGCCCGCGACACCAACAGAGGGCACACAGUACGAGCCGUGUGCGAGUCUUUCCACCUGGCAAAAGACGCUGGCUUCAAAGUGGUCGCCCACAUGAUGCCGGACCUGCCCAACGUGGGCAUGGAGAGGGACGUGGAGCAGUUCAUUGAGUUCUUUGAGAACCCUGCGUUUCGUCCCGAUGGGUUGAAGCUGUACCCGACCCUGGUGAUCCGCGGCACGGGCCUGUAUGAGCUCUGGAAGACUGGUCGCUACAAGAGCUACUCCCCCAGCGCACUGGUGGACCUGGUGGCAAGAAUCCUGGCACUGGUUCCACCUUGGACACGAGUGUACCGUGUGCAGAGGGACAUCCCAAUGCCACUUGUGAGCUCUGGAGUGGAGCACGGCAACCUGCGAGAGUUGGCACUGGCCCGGAUGAAGGACAUGGGCACCGAGUGUCGAGACGUGAGAACCCGAGAAGUGGGCAUUCAGGAGAUACACCACAAAGUUCGGCCUUAUCAGGUGGAGCUGGUGCGCAGAGACUACGUGGCCAACGGCAGCUGGGAGACCUUCCUGUCCUACGAGGACCCGGAGCAGGACAUCCUGAUCGGCCUGCUGCGUCUGCGGCGCUGCUCCCCACAGUCGUUCCGGCCCGAGCUGAAAGGAGGCGUGUCAAUUGUCCGCGAGCUGCACGUGUACGGCAGCGUCGUCCCUGUCAGCAGCAGAGACCCCAGCAAGUUCCAGCAUCAGGGCUUUGGUAUGAUGCUGAUGGAGGAGGCAGAGAGAAUCGCCAGAGAUGAACACGGCUCCUGCAAACUGGCCGUUAUCUCAGGCGUUGGAACGAGGAACUACUACAGAAAGAUGGGCUAUGAGUUGGAGGGACCAUACAUGGUGAAGGACCUGUACGGACCCGCAAUGGAUUAAACAAGGACAAUGUUUUUAUCUGGAUACACAAACACGCGCCGUUUUGUUUAUCAGGACAGUAUUCACAGGACUUGAUUCUGCUUUUCAAGCAUCAGAGGAGAUAAUAAUUGGCUUUUUCCCUUCAGUCAGUACAUCUGCCGCUUUUAUCUGCUGCACACAUUGCAGCGCUUCUCCUCUGCAUGUUUUAGAUAAGGAAACAGAGACUACGUAAGGCGUUUACUCAAGUUAUAUAGGAAUAAAAGCAGCAUCUCAUUAAUAAGCCUGAGUGCGGGUUUGAGGUGUAAACAUUCAGUACUGAAGUAGACUUGGUGAGGACGAAUGGCUGUACAUUCUAAAAAAGAACCGAUCUGUGACAUCAUUUGGCUUUUUUAGCUUUCCAGACUGGAACUGAUUCAGCUGGACAACGAAAAGCUUCGUCCUGAGGCAUUUUUAAUUCUGCUCACACGCCACACGUCAUGUCCAGCUGUCCCUUGCGUGUUUUUGUUUCUCGAUCCCGGUUUUGGUUUAGGAUCUGAAAGCAGUUUAGCUCCACGAUUGGAGUUAAUCAAAUUUAUGUUGCAAUUAAAUAGGAACCCAUUAUGGGUCGGGCAUUUAAUGGCUGGCAGUGGCUGAAUGAACAGUGGUAAGUGUCUUCACUGGGCAGCCAUUGUGUUAUUGCCCACUUUUGAUUUAUAGAACAGGAAACUGAAUAUUAGCGUUAUAUAAAUUUGCUUUUUAAAGCCCCACAGUUAAUCCUGUUACUUGUUUUCCAGUCAUGCCUUGUCUGGCUGCGUUUUUCCACCGGAUUCCAAAAGCUCAAACACACAACUCGAGUAUAUUUCAGUCAUGAUUUAUGUUCUGCCUUGUGAGCAACUAUUGAUGUUACAGAAAUCUUUGCGAGACAUCUCAAAUCUAAAUUCCGGCCGGUUUAUCGUCCUGAAGAUCCCCACAUCAUAAGAACAGCGGGAGCUUCUGUAAUGGAUUCCAUAGUGUCGGAAGAUGGCAGCCCCUGGCAGGAGCCUCCUGGUGAUUGCCCUGUGAGAGCACUUUACCGGUUCAUUUGACACAGCCUUUCCAGUUACAUCUCUAUCAGUUACCUGUCUGUUGACCACUGACUAAACGCAGUACACAGUCACAUUGUUACUGGAAAGGGUGUGUUGUUUGAAUAAUCGGUAGCAAUAAAGUGCUGAACAAUCAGGCAGCAAAUUAAGUCCUAGAUUCCAACUGCACGGAGCGAGUGGAGCAGAACGGCCAUGCGUAAUUUCCUGGAAGCGGCUCUGUGUCGUGACUGCUGUGCUGUGCUGCGUCUUGGUGUUGCAGUCCUGACGCAGUGAGGAAUUGGCCACUUUCAACCUUCUUCUCUAUGCUUGCUUACUAUUGCUAUCAGCUGUGAAAUCUGAAAGGACUCCCCCGCCCCCCGCCUGGAAUCGCUGAGUCUGUUCUCUUUUUUUUUCUGUAGAGGAGGCAGAGCCUAAUCUUUACUGCAAUAUGAGGAGAAGCGUAGCAGGUUACUGAACUGAAUGAAGGUUGCAAGAAGCGCCUACUGAAAAUAUCAGUGAGGCCAGAGACAAAAGCUUAGCUUUCUACUUUAUCUCUGUAAAUAAUGUUAGUUUGUUUUUACUUGUCAUUGAAGUUACGGAAUAAAAAUGAAACUGUACCAGUUCA